ACGUGUGUGCCGCUACUGCACUGUGCAAAUAAAUUACAUACUAACUAAAUAAAAUUGUCCCAUCUCUAGUCGUAUUGUCACUGCACAGCUCAUAGUUACGAGUUAUUUCGUGUCGAGAAUGUGUUCUGCGCACUAGUUCCUUAGGAAUAUCACCAAGGAAAUGCCAGGGGUCACAACGGGGUGUGCAAACGACAGGAGGGAUCAUCUUUGAGCUGCUAACAUCAUAAUGGCACUCGACAAUCCGUCCUAUUUUUCGCUGUCGGGAGGUUCGCUGCCAUCAUCGGGUGCCCCAGGUAAUUCCGGGGUGUCCAGCAGCCGAGGUUUCGCUGCCUUUUUCCGGAAGCGUCAGAAUAAAAUGGGCUCAGUGUCAUCGGCAUCGGUGAUGUCAAAUUCCACUGGCAGUACAAUGACACAUCACGAGAGCAACAGGAGUAUCGAAUCGGUGGAUGAGUCCCAGCCGAUGUUGUCCCGAUCAAUGAACUCCAGCAGUCAACGGAGAAGUUUUCGAAAUUUAUCGAGGUCGAUGAGUGCACACACGGAUAAUGAAACCCUACAGAUACUAAAAGGUGAACCGAGGCCAACAGAUAUCGCCCCGCCAUCACCACAUCUGCCACACAGAUCGCAUUCCCAUUCGGAUCAUGACAGGAGGCGGCCCCAUCGGCGGAGAAUUCUCAAAUCGGCGAGCGAAUUGUUGUCAAAUGACAUGGUUUUCUAUGGACUUCCUGGUGACACCUCCAGGGGCCAGGAUGAGGAGGGUGAGGUAUUCCUCGGGAUCGAUGAUGCCAGGUACUACAAUUUAUCUGCCACUCUGCCAGCUCCUGGCUCCUCCGGAAUUCGCAGACACUCUAUUGGCACCUUUCUCGAGGAGGAGGGCAUCCCCAAGAGGGCCAUCAUCCAGACCGAGGGGUUCAUCAAGGAACCUGAGGGCUUUGCACCACCUAUUCCUACUGAUCAGGUCGACGGCAGACAGCCCACCAGAGCCAGAAGAUGCAGGAAACAUAAAAGCUUCAAAGAAGGUUCACGAAUGCGAACAGGAAUUGGUGCUCAUAACGAGGCAACAAAUGCCAAUUUGAUGGAGGACAGGGACGAUGUGGUUUUCGUUUCCAGUAAAGACAGUGAAGCUUCAACGCUCUGGGUCAACUACCUCACAGCCUGCUUUGAACAGAUCAGCAGACAGCAGGGGCGGCCGCCUUUCAAGGUGAGACAUGUAACCGUGGAAGACGCGGUAUCAGUAACCCAGACUAUGCAAGAUCGCAUAGCAAAAUCGCGGCUGCAGAUAAUAGUUGUGUGUCCAGUGCUCCUGGAUAGAGCGACAACGAAACCUGAACAGGCAUCGGCCCUAGCUCGACAAUUGUCCCCAGAACGAGUCCUGGCGAUGAUGUUGGGUGUCCACGACGGACAGCUCACUGAGAAUCAAAAAAGUGCACUGAUCACAUAUCCCCAGUGGCGAAAAUUCUUCGUGAAGGAUCAGGACGAGACAUUCGUGGGGGAAUUUUUGGGGGCGGCUGUGGCUAUUCUAGGAUCGAGUCCUCCAGCAACCCUGAAGAACGAUAAGACAACGUUCUCUGUUCACCCCAAGAAGGUGAAAAUCGGACAGAAUCGCGUUCUCGUCAUCAUGAACGAACCCCUCAGGGACGAGGACACCGUCAGUGUCAUCAUUGACAGGUGUGGAGAGGGCAUCGACUUGACUCAAGUCAAACGCAGGAAUCCGUACACUCUGCAAUUGGCGGUACCUGACAGGUGCCUUCAGGUUUCCAUGCUCAUAGGUGUCAGGGUCAUUGUCAAUGGGGUGCCCCAGGGGGUGAGACAGGUCAAGUGCGAGAGUCGGUUGAGGGAACUCGAUCAAAUACUUCGGGCUCAUGACAAUCCCCUCGAGUUCAUGUGCCAGACAUUUGGAUUCAAUCCUGGAGAUCGUGAUCAGUUGGAUAAUUGGAUGGUCCAUGCCUUCCAAAGGAAUUUACCGCCACGUUUUGAUCUUUUGGCUACACCCAACGGAGCAACGCCUUUACAGCGAAAUGCAACGAGCCCUGAGGAGUACCCCACUCUCCUCCACUUCGCAGCUCGUUUCGGAUUGGAGAAAUUAGCUUGGCAAUUAUUGGAGUGUCCCGGUGGUGAGAUCGCUUGUGAUCUCAAGAAUGUUGCCGAGCUAACUCCAGCCGAUGUUGCUGAGCAAGCGGGUCAUAAUAAGCUGGCACAGCAACUCCGUGGCUACAUGCAAAUGAAUGAAUUCACGAACAUGUACAGCUACCUAAAGGUCAUCAGCGAAAACGCAGGAUCCGGAGCAAAUAACGAAAGUGCCUCCCCACUGACCCACUUGAACUGCUUAGACACAGAACAUGAUAAGGAAGACUACUGUCGUCCUCGACCAUUGAGUGAGGCAUACCUGGUGCCCCCGGCUGCUCGCCCGGUCACAACAGCCCCCCAACUACUACCCCUCAACACGAUCUCCCACACACCCACUGAGAUGAAUUAUUCAAUUGUCCCACCGCCUACACCAGUCCUAGGAGUACCUCCCACCAAUCUCAGUAAUUCGGACGUCAAUGGAUUGAAUCUACCCCUCCAAGGAUACCUCAAGAUGUACCCAGCCAGUCCAAAGGUAUCUCCGUCGUUGCCAGCACCAGUGACGGCACCCCUGCUAGCACUGAGAUCUCCCAACCACCCACAGCAAUCAAAAAAAGACCUGAAGGAGGAUACUCCAGGCUCUCGAACCGGAAGUUUACAUCGCUCCACUUCAAACCACGGCGUCAAGUCCCGUGAGCCGUCGGGGCCCCAAGACGAGCUGCUGGAGAUCAUCAACGACUUCAAAAAUAAUGUAUUUACCAUCUCCGAAGUUGAGAGACUCGUGGAAAACUGGAGAAAUCGCAACGACGUGCAGCAGAGCUUCAAGGAUAAACAGCGGCAGUUGGCGGCAAUGAGGGACGAGUAUGAUCGGAUCCAAAAGAAAUUGAAAGACGAGAUGAAGGCCCCAACGCCUUUCGACAAGAUUAAAAAAUUCUUCUCAAAGGGGAAGAAAGAGUCCAAAGAGAGCAAUCAUGCAGAUGACGAUGGGGCGUCUACUUCGAGUAAAAAUGAGAAAAGCAGUGAAACUGGGGCUGAGAGAAGACCAAUCAGUAGUUUGAGUCUUCACAGUGUCUCCAGUUCCUCAUCAUCUGGACGAAUGAGCAUCAUCAGCGGGUGUUCUGGAACGAGUUUAGGGGACUCUGGAACGCAUUCGGACACUGAGGACCGCAGGCUUCGCAAUUCUCGGGAAGAUAAAGGUGGUAUAAUGACGUACGAAGUUCCCCCAGCCCCGAAACCCUUCACCGGGAGAUACUCACCCAUGCGUUACACUCCAUCGCCGCGAUCAUCCGGUGUACACCCUGAAACCGAGAGCAGAAAGCCACAUCCACAGAAUGGAAGCUCCAGUGAUGAGUAUUACAUUGCAUUUCCGGUAUCAGGACUUCCAGUUCAUUCAUUUAAUCCUGAUGGCACCCCCAUAGAGCCAAAAACCCCAUGUUCCCCCUGCGACGCUCCACUGUUCCAGAUCUCGAACAACAUCCCCGAGGAAGACAAUCAUUCCGAUGCCCCCGAAAAGACUGAAAUCAAAGAAAUCAAUUCACUUCCUCAAGCUCCUCCACCCCCGCCCUCCUCACCGCCCACCCACCUCUCCUUGGACUACAUCAAUAUUGUCCCAGCGAAUAUUCCCUCGAGUGUCCUCCAGACACCGGUCAAUGAGAGUCUGCAGGAGAACAAUGAGAGAAUUGAGGUAUCCUUGAACGUAACAAAAAUCUUGAAUGAGGAACCGGUCAAGGCUCUCGAUGGCGAGACGAAGAUUAUCAACGAGACAACGAAGGAGGAGGUCCCAGUGAUCUUUACACAAUCAGAUCACGUCCGGCGUGAUGGGGAGCCCAAACUCCCGGAAUACAUGAAUAUUUCACCUGGUGGAGAUCAGGAGCCUAGGGUUAUUGGAACUAUACCGAAAAAACCCACUGCACCACCUGUGCCUCCCAGAGCCCAGGUGCGAAAAUAAAAACGUGAAGAGCAACAGAAAAAAAACGAAAUCUCAAUAUACCAAAUAUAUAAAGCAACGAAUAACCCAAAUGAAUUGUUUUACGACGAAUUAUUGUAAAAUACGUGUAUUUUUAAUGAAUUAAUCGAAUUGUUUAUACGUCCAGCAAAAUCGAUGUAAAAUUGAAUAUUUUUGUGAAGGUGUCUUGUGUUAUCGUAAGAGACAGAAAAAUUCUGCAUUCAUCCUGAGCAUGCUCUCUUAACGAGUAUUCUAUUUGUACUAAUCAUGGAAUAAGUUGUAACGAAUAGAGAAAUAAAUUUUUUAUGAAUUCUGA
This is a messenger RNA of Fopius arisanus, 4322 nucleotides long. It is a transcript of the gene stumps, whose product is annotated as DBB domain-containing protein stumps. The transcript is spliced from 14 exons. Gene Ontology annotation, cellular component: cytosol. Gene Ontology annotation, molecular function: fibroblast growth factor receptor binding; transmembrane receptor protein tyrosine kinase adaptor activity. The coding region runs from base 227 to 4009 and encodes 1260 amino acids. The record is from RefSeq and is a predicted model, not a curated record. Lineage: Eukaryota; Metazoa; Arthropoda; Insecta; Hymenoptera; Braconidae.